This is a messenger RNA of Podospora bellae-mahoneyi, 1500 nucleotides long. RefSeq names its product translation initiation factor eIF3 subunit g (gene TIF35). Gene Ontology annotation, molecular function: RNA binding; translation initiation factor activity. Bases 411 to 1322 code for a protein of 303 amino acids. Lineage: Eukaryota; Fungi; Ascomycota; Sordariomycetes; Sordariales; Podosporaceae. Gene Ontology annotation, cellular component: cytoplasm; eukaryotic translation initiation factor 3 complex. The record is from RefSeq and is a predicted model, not a curated record. The transcript has 4 exons.
GGUUGGGCGAGGGCAGAUGAAGUCGGUGGGUUGAAGUCGACCUGCCAGUCAAAGCCCUUUUUUUAUAUAAUAAAAAUGGGGGCAUCAAAAACAGGUGACUGCCUGUUUUCGCUUCAUCUGAAAAAUUGCACCAAAGCCACAACAACGUUGAGGUCACCGUUGCAAAAACCACAACUCGCUGAAGUGAGGGGCGGCGAUUUCCUGUCCAAUUUUCAGCCCCACACUUUUGAAUAUCCCAAAAAUUUGGUCAAGCGAACCUUCCUGUCCUUCCACACCCCACCACUUGUCAACCGUCCACCACCACGAAAACAACGCGUGCAACCGGCGAAACCGACCUGGGACGACCGACUUUUUCUCGAAUUUAUCACACUUCCGAUCUCCCUCUUCCUGCAGAUCGCAAAUCAGUCAAAAUGGCCGCGCAAGCUAAGCACGACUGGGCCGACGACGACGACCUCGACGAGCUCACCACCGCCGAUCUUCCCCCCCCCCAGAAAAUCCAAAACAAGGACGGCUCCACCACCAUCAUCGAGUACCGCUACAACGACCAGAACCAAAAAGUGAAGACGACCCGCCGCAUUCGCUACAUCACCCAUCGCGAGGUCGUCAACCCGCGCGUUGCCGAGCGCAAGGCCUGGGCCAAGUUUGGACAGUCGGCCAAGGACGGGGCCGGGCCGGCGCCCGACACGACGAGCGUGGGGGAGAAUAUCAUCUUCCGGCCGAGUAUCAAUUGGAGGAAGGAUGCGAAGGAUGAGAGCAAGGAUCCGAAUGCACAGGCUAUGAAGGAUAAGUUGAAGGAUAAGAAGGUUAAGUGUCGUAUUUGCAACGGAGAGCAUUUCACGGCGAGAUGUCCCUACAAGGAUACGAUGGCCCCUAUCGGCGAGGCUGCUGGCGCGGAUGUGGCGGCUGGGAUGGGAGACGAUGCUGGGGCCGGGGGUGCCGGUCCCGGGGGUGCUGGGGCGCCCGGGGCGGGGAAGAAGGGAAGCUAUGUACCGCCUGCGUUGCGUGGUGCUGGGGGUGCUGCCGGGGCGGGAGCGGGCGAGAGAAUGGGUGGGAAGUAUGGCGAGAGGGACGACUUGGCCACGCUCAGAGUUACCAACGUCUCCGAGAUGGCGGAAGAGAACGAGCUGCGCGAUAUGUUCGAGCGCUUCGGUCGGGUUACUCGCGUCUUCUUGGCCAAAGAUCGCGACACUGGUCUGGCCAAGGGCUUUGCCUUCAUCAGUUUCGCGGACCGUGGUGACGCUGUUAAGGCUUGUGCCAAGAUGGACGGUUUCGGUUUCAGGCACUUGAUUCUCAGAGUCGAGUUUGCGAAGAAGGCUGCGUAAAGUGGUUAGCCAACUGGUAUCGACUUUUGGGAGGGUGUAAGAGGGGGUUUAUUCUGGGAUGGGCUUGGUAGCAUGGGGAAAAUAGACUGAGGAUUUGUCCUAUGGGCAUAAUUGAUGUUUUGUUAUACUAAAAGCCUUUUGUGAAUUCAUCAAGCGUUAGGUAUACUUGAAAGCAGGG